Molecule: messenger RNA, 936 nt
Organism: Drosophila teissieri
Lineage: Eukaryota; Metazoa; Arthropoda; Insecta; Diptera; Drosophilidae
Product: pupal cuticle protein 36a
Exons: 1
Coding region: 1-936 (311 amino acids)
Source: RefSeq, a predicted model, not a curated record
AUGCGCGCCUUUGUCGUCCUGUGCCUCGUGGCCAUCGCCUCCGCCGACAAGCUCGGCUACAACUACAAGCCCGUGGGCCACUCCAGCUCCGGUCUCUCCUUCGCUCCUGGAAGCGGUGGAUCCCUGAGCCUGGGAGGCGGCGGUGGAUCCCUGAGCCUGGGCGGCGGCGGUGGAUCCUUGAGCCUGGGAGGCGGCGGUGGAUCCGUGAGCCUGGGAGGCGGCAGCAACUUCGGCAGCUUGGACGGCGGCUUUGGCGGUGGCUCCAUCGAUUUUGGAUCCUCUGGACUGGGAUCUGGUAUUGGAUCCUCCGGUAUUGGAUCUGGACUGGGAUCCUCCGGUCUUGGAUCUGGACUGGGAUCCUCCGGCUUCGGAGCCGAUCUGGGUUCCGCUGGACUGAGCGCCCCCGUCUCCUACAACGCCCCCGCCCCUGCUGCUGAGCUCCAGAAGGAGUUCUUCACCUACUCCGCCGACGAAGCCGAUUUCGAUGAGCCUCAGGCUUUGGAACGCGUUGCCAGCUCCGUGAACAAGGGUCUGCGUGUGGUCUUCAUCAAGGGACCCGAGAACCGUGGCCUGGAGAACGCUGCCCUCGCCCUCGCCAAGCAGGCUGCCCAGCAGGAGACCGCCAUCUAUGUGCUGAACAAGCAGGCCGACAUCGGAGAUCUGGCCAGCAAGCUGAACGCCAUCCGCAGCAACUCCAACAACAAGCCCGAGGUGCACUUCGUCAAGUACAGGACUCCCGAGGAUGCUGCCAACGCCCAGCGCGCCAUCCAGUCGCAGUACGACCAGCUGGGAGGAUCCAGCCAGGCCCACAACGGUGGUGUUGCCUCCGCCCUGAACUUCGCCUCUGCAGGACCAGUGCGUCAGGCCACCGCCCAGAUCCCCGAGAACUCGUACCUGCCGUCGUCGGUGCUGCGUCGUCUGCGUUACCGCCACUAG